AUGAACCGCGAUGAUCCAAUGAGAAGUGAGCAUUUGGACAAAUGGCUGGUUCUCGACGAAGUGCUUCCCAUCCUAUCCAACGUUCCGUCGAAAGAACCGGCGAUUAUAAUGGCAUCCAUUGCCAUUUAUAAGCUGGCGAUGAAUAGCAACAAAUUAGGUCUCACUAAAGAAGUGAUUGCUACGAAAGUUGUGCCACAUUUAGUGCCGCUUUCCAUUGAAAAUGGCUUAACAUUACAACAGUUUCAAACGAUUAUGUCAUUAGUGCGGGAGAUGUUAUGUAAGAUAGAGGACGAACAACAAGUAAAGUUAGAGCAAUUGAAUUCAAUCAAAUCGCAACAACAGUCACUAUUCAAUAGCACACAACAAAAGUCUCCCACUUUUGACAACUUAUCGCAACUAACAAACAGUGCCAACAGUUUUAGUCCUGUUCUCAGCGGCGCUAAUAAUAGCACCGCAUCUGCGCUCACACUGGAAGACAAGGAACGACUCGCCAAACAGAGCGAACAAAACGAGCGAUUGAAGGCU
Molecule: messenger RNA, 525 nt
Organism: Medioppia subpectinata
Lineage: Eukaryota; Metazoa; Arthropoda; Arachnida; Sarcoptiformes; Oppiidae
Source: the annotation of a GenBank genome assembly